Messenger RNA from Symbiodinium necroappetens, 675 nucleotides. Lineage: Eukaryota; Dinophyceae; Suessiales; Symbiodiniaceae. The record is from the annotation of a GenBank genome assembly.
AUGCAGGAGCCAACGCUGCUCCAGCAAGCAGGUACGAACAGCCAAGUUGCUGCUGGCACAUCGGGUGCAGCUUGCUUGUCGCCGGAGCAGCUGGCAAACCGACGACUUGCGAGAUGCAUGUUGCACGAUAUUUUCCAGAAGCUGAGCAUCGCGGAGGGGCCCAAGAUGCUGAAAACUGCAACGCAGGAGCCAACGCUGCUCCAGCAAGCAGGUACGAACAGCCAAGUUGCUGCUGGCACAUCGGGUGCAGCUUGCUUGUCGCCGGAGCAGCUGGCAAACCGACGACUCGCGAGAUGCAUGUUGCGCGACAUUUUCCAAAAGAUGAGCAUCGCGGAGGCUGAAACAGCAUCUUUUCAGUCCGAAGCACGGUUGGAGCUGGAGAACCGGCGGAUUGCCAAGCACAUUCUGCGAGGCAUCCUCCAAAGAAUCAGCACAAAGGAGCCGUCGGAGCUGCAACAGCCAGACGCUCCAAGCCCAGGCCGCGGGCAUGUUGGCGUCUUGCCCUGCCCGUUGGAGAACACCAACCGCUUGAUUGCUAGACAUGUGCUGCGGUGCGUUCUGCAGAAGCUGUACAGAAUAGAGGACUUUGCAGCAAACCCAGCGAUCUGCGUGGACAGGCGGCAAGCAAAGCGCGCGGUGAAGCGCAACAGUGCUCUGCUUCGGCACUUGCCGCAG